AUGCUGGCAAUUCGAAGAGCUCUGCGCAGCCCACUCAGCAUCAGGAAGUUCGCUACUCGCAGGAUCAACUACCAGGUGUCGCUCCCACUCGGAACUCCGGUUGUCAAUCAGACUCUUGACAUCAAGAUUCCUGAUAAUAAAUACUUGGCUACCUACAUUUGGAUCGAUGGAACGGGAGAGAAUUUGCGAGAGAAAACGAGAACACUUGACAAAGAGUCGAAAGUUGCUGAACCAACGAACCAUCGAAGUGCUUGUGCGGAAGUUAUGGAGAAAGUGGACCACUUAAAUCCUUGGUUUGGUAUGGAACAAGAGUACUUACUUUUGGAUCUAGACGGCUAUCCUCUUGGUUGGCCAAAGCACGGUUAUCCAGCUCCGAAAGGACCCUACUAUUGUGGUGUUGGCGCAAACAAGGUGUUUGGUCGGGAAGUUGUUAAUGCACAUUACCGUGCUUGUCUUCACGCCGGAUUAUCCAUUUUUGGAAUCAACGCCGGUAUGAUCUUUUCCUUGUCAUUUAGAGUUAAGUUUGAAGUAACUCCUGGGCAAUGGGAAUUCCAACUCGGAACGUGCAAGGGAAUCACGAUGGGGGAUCAGUUAUGGAUGGCUCGUUAUCUUCUUCAUCGUGUAGCUGAACAGUUUGGUGUAUCUGUUACAUUCCAUCCGAAACCGCAGGCUAUGCCGAAGCUUGCGGCAACACAUCAUGAGUGCAUUCGUCUUUAUGAUCCACACGGUGGAGAAGACAACAAAUACAGGUACUCGUUCUGUGAAGCUGAGUUGAUAUUCACUGUCACCUUAGCUGAUGCAACAUUUCAACUGUAG
Molecule: messenger RNA, 816 nt
Organism: Angiostrongylus costaricensis
Lineage: Eukaryota; Metazoa; Nematoda; Chromadorea; Rhabditida; Metastrongylidae
Source: the annotation of a GenBank genome assembly